Molecule: messenger RNA, 1809 nt
Organism: Cylindrotheca closterium
Lineage: Eukaryota; Bacillariophyta; Bacillariophyceae; Bacillariales; Bacillariaceae
Source: the annotation of a GenBank genome assembly
AUGAACGAAUCAGAAUCCAAACCCUUGCAAUGGUGGACAACUUAUUGGAUUCCCUUACACAUUGGGAUUCGGAUUUGGUUGGCCAAUCGAAUGCCAAUCAUGGAUUGCGAUGAAGUUUAUAAUUACUGGGAACCCUUGCAUUUUUUGCUUUACGGCAGUGGCUUUCAGACAUGGGAAUAUGCCAAUCAGUUUGCCCUCCGAACCUAUUCCUAUCUAAUGCCCAUGCUGGGAUUGGCCAAGGUAUAUCAAGCGUUGAUACCGUAUCUUCCAGCAUGGUGUUGGCCAUUGCUUUCGGACCAAAUGGCGGUGGUUCUCUCGGAGCAGCAGGAUCCAACCAACAACAGCAACAAAGUUGCCUUGUUUUUGCUCUUGCGAUCCACGCUUGCAGCAUCCAUGGCAGUGGCCGAAGUACUAUUUUGCCGAUCCAUUAUUACCAGUACUACUACUACUACUACUACCACUACUACUGCUCGACCAUCCGCUACUACAACCAGUAUUGGUGAAACGGUUGGAAUUGUCACGAGUGGAUUGCUCUUGACGUCGGCCGGCAUGUCUCAUGCGAGUGGUGCGCUAUUGCCGAGUUCUACCUUGACAUUUCUAUGGUUGUUGGGGGCAACUGCCUUCUUGCAACAGCAGCACCUUUUCUUUGUCACGGUUGCCGUCCUGGCGACUUUGGCCAUUGGAUGGCCCUUUGGCGUACUAAUGUUUGUCCCGAUUGGAGUUGCCAUUCUAGUCCGAGAACGAAACAAUUUGACCAAGUUUAUCAGCAAGAUUGUGCUCAUUACAGCGGUCAUUCAAGCCACCGUCAUGCUGAUUGACUACCAACAGUACCAAAAGCUGGUCUCCCCCGUUUGGAACAUUCUCAUCUACAACACCAAGGCGGGAGGUGACGAGCUGUACGGUGUCGAACCAUGGACCUACUAUAUCAAGAAUCUACUCCUCAAUUUCAACUAUGUCCUGAUAGGUGUCACGGGUGUUCUACCACUCUUUGUCUUGAAGCAAGACCGAAGGAUGCAACAGUUGUUGAUUUUGCUACUGCCCAUGUAUGCUUGGUUGCUGGUAGUCGCACCUCGACCACACAAGGAAGAACGAUUCUUGUUUCCCAUCUAUCCUUGCAUUUGUCUUGGAGCGGCAAUGUCCACUGUCACUAUUGUGGAUGGAUUGCUAUCUUGGUGGCAUUCUUCUCCUCAACAAGCAUCACUAAAACGACGAAGAACACGCUUGUUGUGGAUUCAAUUGCUAUUGUGGACUCCGUCAGCCAUCUUGUCGCUGAGUCGUGCCACCGCCUUGGCCAAGUACUACACGGCGCCGCUCACGGUCUAUUCCAAGUUGCAGAGUGAUCCCGACAUUGUCGAUGCAUUGGUCUGUACCUGUGGCGAAUGGUAUCGAUUCCCUUCCAGCUUCUACCUGCCGUCCACCAUUGAUUCGUUCGGAUUUGUCCAAUCGUCGUUUGAAGGACAACUUCCUCAAUUUUUCACAGUAGAUGGAAGUGGUCCGAGAUCACCAAAUCAGUUCAAUGACAAGAAUCUGCCGGAAUAUGGUUCGUACGUGUCGUUGGACGACUGUGACUACCUCAUUGAUUUGUGGACAUCGGACUGCCGUGAGAAUGAUUUCAUCUGGAAACCCAUUGCCCAAGAUUCCUUUUUGGAUGCCGAGCGCACCAGUACUCUACACCGAACCUUGUACUUGCCCUUUCUGCACGAACAGGCAGAGACCCAAGGUGGCACGACCAUUCACCUACGGGUCACUUUUAGAUCUCAGUGCUUCAUGCGUUGCCUCCAGUUGGCAGCGACUGGGUUCAACAACUGA